GUGUGCUCUUUUAAUACUGAUUGUGCCAAUAGACUGGAAGUUCCUACAGUUCAUUCUUUGGGAAAAGGUCAUUCACCUCACACUAUAAAUGGUCCCACUAAAGAGGUGUGUUUUCUUCAGAGGUUGGAAUGUACCUCACCUGUUGGACUGGCCUUCACACAUGACUCAGGAGCAGAAUGAAUCACAGCUUGUAGCACAUCCAGAGCAGGAGGACAGGGAACCUUGUCACUGCAUUGCCACAGUGACAUUACCACUGAUGGGAGCUCGGAGGAGACGUCUUGGGAUGACAGGGCUGAAAGAAGAAAUGUAGCUUCCUCCCUGCUGGGAACUGCCUGUUUCUGGCAUCUGCACCACUGAAGAGGCACUGGUGAAGGUGUGAUCCAUUCCAGCUGCAUAUACAAAUAUGAAGAUCUUCUGGAUAAUACCAUUUUUCCUGCUGCAAGACACUGAAGCUUUUCUGAUAAAAAAUGCUAAAUUCAACCUGUGUUUACAAGCCAGUCCAAUAAAUAGGAAUUUAUUACUGGAGAACUGUAAUCCAGAGUCAGAUUUCCAGGACUGGUCUUGGCAAGGCGACUCUUUGGUGAAUCAUGGCACGCAGAGCUGCCUCUCUGUGUCAGGGGCUGACAGAGUGCAGACAAGUCUCUGUGCCAGCACGGGCCACAUGAGCUGGGACUGCUCCAACUCUCUGCUCUCGCCUCUGGGCACCAGCCAGAGCUACCUGGUGGCAAACAGGAAAGGAGUCGCUCUCGGUGACGUGAGAGGCCUCAAGGCCCAGUGGCAGGAUGCUGCGGACAGGAGCGUGUGCGAGGAGAAAACCGCCAAGGCGGGGCACAACAGGUACUUCCCAGCUGCCCUGACCAGCCCACAGGUGCAUGAGCACACAGCUGGCAAUGCCGCCCUUCUGCUGGGCAUGGACCAGGAACAGCUGGAGGAGCUGCUCUGGUUCUUCCGCAGAGAAGACCCCUCAACAUGGAAUUACUGUGUCCUUGCGCUGUCCCUCGGAACCUUCAUUUUGGGUCUUGCUCUCCUGACCGUCAACAUUGUGCGAAACAGGAAAAGGAAGAUCUUCAUGAGCGGAAACGCAGAGCAAACCCCGCUGCAGGCUGAGCUGGAUCCCAAGAAAGCCCUGAUACCUGUGCAGGAUUAUGGUCUAGCUGAGCCACAAAAACAGGAGCCAGUGCCCCAGGACCAAAGACCAAGGGAAGUGGUGGUCCAGUGGAAGGACGGGACCAUCACGUCCCUGUACACGGAUUUGCCUGAGGAAGCCAUAUAGCAGCAGCUGAAGUCAGACCAUGUAGGCCCUGAGGAAGGUAUUGGAAUAUCUCAUUUUGUAGAGAUGGAAGUUUAAAAAUGCAGUUUAGCCUGGGGAAAGAAAAGACAAAAAGAAGAAAGCAGCAGAGUUGCACCCAGAGGAGAGGCCCUGGCCUCAAGGCAACCCCUGCCUCUCCAGCUCAGCUCUUGCCUGGCUGAUGUUCCCCUGCAGGUUUUGGCUGCCUCCAGCCUUCCCUCUGGCACCAGCUUCACCCCUUCCCUCAGGUGCUGCAAACAGCUGGGAGCAAAGCCAGGGCGGGAGGUAGGAGGUGGGAGGCUUGUCCUGCAGUCAGCCACUUCCUGUCAAGAAAACAGCCACACUGAAGCUGAGGCACUUUUAUUCUUUUC
Molecule: messenger RNA, 1659 nt
Organism: Corapipo altera (White-ruffed manakin)
Lineage: Eukaryota; Metazoa; Chordata; Aves; Passeriformes; Pipridae
Gene: SLC51B
Product: solute carrier family 51 beta subunit
Exons: 6
Coding region: 404-1273 (289 amino acids)
Biological process (GO): bile acid and bile salt transport
Cellular component (GO): plasma membrane
Molecular function (GO): protein heterodimerization activity; transmembrane transporter activity
Source: RefSeq, a predicted model, not a curated record